AUGCUCUCCGCUCAUAUUCUCGCUGGAGCGACGUCGUGUAUUAUUUUGCUGGUUGCCGCUUUGCGCUUGAGUCGCGGACGCGUCUACCCUUUGCCUCUGCCGCCUGGCCCUCGUCGUUUACCAUUUCUGGGUAACGCACUGCAAUUAGACACCAAACGACCCUGGCUCACAUAUACUGCGUGGGGGAAGAUAUAUGGCAAAAUUAUCCACUCUCGCAUCCUUGGGAUUGAUAUGAUCAUCAUAAACUCUGAGUCGAUCGCGCGGGAGUUGUUGGACAAACGUUCUGGAAUUUACUCGGAUCGCCCCGUCAUUCCCACCAAUGAAAUAGCUGGACUGGGUUUCAAUACUGUACUCCUUCCGUAUGGUGAGACUUUGCGACAACAUCGCAAGAUCUUCCAUCAAGUUCUCAGGGCCGAAGCCUCUUUAUCAUACCACGGGAUGUACUCUCGCCACGCGAAUGAACUAGUGUUCGAUCUCUUGAAGGCCACCGGUGACUUGCAGAAACCCAUUCAAGCAUACACGGCAUCGCUAAUCAUGGCCGUGACAUAUGGACACUCUGCUCGCGGAACUCAAGACCCAUUCCUUGCCCGUACGCAAGAACUUUUGGAUAUUGCCAGACAUCUUCUUUCUCCCGAAAGGGCUGCCAUGUUCACAGCCUUUCCUUUCCUCAAAAAGCUACCAGUUUGGUGCUUUCGUGGAGCCUAUGCCCUGAUGGGACGCAGUAGAGAAUUAUGUCAACAGCUUUUAAACGAGCCCUUUAACGAGGUGAAGGCACAGAUGGCAAAUGGUACCGCUUCACAAUCAUUAGUCGCUGACUUCCUCAGUCAAGCCGACGACGGUGCUGACGAAGACACGAUGAAAGCUGUUGCGUUGAUGGGAUACAUAGGGGGCAUAGACACGUCUACAUCUACAUUGCAUGUAUUCUUGAUGGCUAUGAUGCUCUAUCCAGACGUCCAAGCCAGGGCUCGUGCAGAAAUCAAUCAAGUCGUGAUGCACGAUAAAAUGCCAUCCAUUGAUGAUAGACCAUCGUUGCCCUACCUCGAUGCCGUUCUCCGUGAGGUUCUCAGAUGGUAUCCUCCCAUACCCCUAGGAAUGGCGCAUGCAACAACAAAUGAUGAUAUUUACGGCGGGUACUUCAUACCCAAAGGUUCGUCAUAUGAGUUGGGGGCACUGUCUCGGGACGAGGACAUAUUUCCUGAUGCAUCGCGCUUCGAUCCCACUCGUCAUCUCACAGCUGAUGGGAAGCUGAAGGACAACUUCGUCCACCAUUUUGCCUUUGGUCAUGGCAGGCGCGUUUGUCCUGGUCGUUGGUUUGUAGAGAACAGUCUGUGGACUGCAGCGGCUGCCGUACUUGCCGUCUUACGCAUCGAUCAUGCCAGAGACUCCAACGGAGACAAGAUCGAGGUAAAGCCGGAAAUCUCCACCGGCAUGGUGAUGUAA
This is a messenger RNA of Suillus subaureus, 1440 nucleotides long. RefSeq names its product cytochrome P450. The record is from RefSeq and is a predicted model, not a curated record. The coding region runs from base 1 to 1440 and encodes 479 amino acids. Gene Ontology annotation, molecular function: iron ion binding; heme binding; oxidoreductase activity, acting on paired donors, with incorporation or reduction of molecular oxygen. NCBI's taxonomy places the organism in Eukaryota, Fungi, Basidiomycota, Agaricomycetes, Boletales, Suillaceae. The transcript has 12 exons.